UCCCUUUCAAAAAAUGUCCACUACAACUCAAUUUUCUUAAUUUAACAACGUUAUAUGUGAGAUAUAUUUGGAAUUGUGAGGUGGUAUCAUGGAAUCCUGCGGUUGGGUUGAGAUGAAAUCGCCCGAGUGAGUAGAUGCGGCUUGCAGAAGAUAUCAUGUACACGUUAGUUUACAAUAGCUUUGUCCGUUAAUAUGUAUAGUAAAAACAGCGAUUUGAAUGGGCGGAUGUUAUGGCAUUCAAACGAAUUAAAGAAGAAACGGUUGUAUAAAGACUUCUCGCAGUGGCGUUCAAGUUGCGCGGUGUCAAGAGAUGAACAGUUGUGCAUAACCAACGCAGAAGGAGGGCUAGUUUGCAGAUAAUGAUGAUCUGGCAACAUUACUCGCUAUUUUCAGCGUAUAAUCGGACAGAAACGCGUAGCGUGAGAGGCACUCUUUGUGAAUUUGCUUCAUGUUUCUGGGCAGUUUAUUAAACAUGCAACUCUGUUAUUUAUUUAUCAUUUGUUUUGCAAUUAUUGCCGGGCAAGAUUCAGUAGUCGCUGAUACGACUAAAAAUCAUGCCAAAAUUGCUCAAGCGAAAACUCUUGGUGUGCAACGAGGGUCUAAUGCCGUUAUUACAACGAAUAACUUGGAGAUUUUUGCCAAUGGUUCGAUUGUUUGCAGAAUUGAGGUCGUUUACGAUCCGAUCUGCCUUCGUUUUGGAAAGUUGUCUGCAAACAAAUUUUCAUGCGACUUGAGUUCUGAGUCGGUUCACUAUUUGCAUUCGGGAUCAUUAACAUCGGAUGAAGAUUGCAUAAAGCUGAAACUGCUUUUGUUUUAUAAAAACAGAACAGAAAAAGAGACAGUCAAGGUAAAAGUUGUGGUGAAAAAUUUAGUGCCAAACGAAAAUCUGACAAAACCAUUGCUAAUUGUCAAUCAGAUUGGUGGCAUGAAGUCCUUCGGGUCAGAAAUUCUUCCAAUUAAUGCAAAGAAAUAUCAAACAUCGUGCAAAAUCAGCAUUUUUGCAGGUGAAAAAUGGCCUGCAAACGGCAAAGUUUCGGCAAUUACCAACAUGACAUCUUGGAAAUGUCUCGAUUUCAAGGCAACCUAUCUUCAUGAUGGCUCAUAUAUCCCAAACGAGGACUUUAUUCCGUUGAAAAUACGCUGGAGAGACACUUCGGAAGGCGAUAAGGAAACAAGAUAUCACCUCAGAGUCAGAAUUCAAGGAGCUCAAGCAAAUGAGCAGCCAUCCAUUUACAGCAGAAGAUCACGUUUGAUUGUGAAGCAAUACUCUGUGACCCAAAUCCAAACCUUUCACGUCCGUGCAUAUGAUUACAAAACAGCCCCAACCGACCUUAUUUUAAAGGUAUCUACGCUAACACAGAAUUUUGAUGGCCACUUCGGUUCUAUCGAAAACCCCAGCGAACCUUUAGAAGGCAUUACCCAGGAGAUGAUUGAAAAUGGUAAGGUUUUGUUUAUUGCACCAAAAAACAGCGCCGUGAAGAAAAGAAGAAUGUUCUCCUUACAACAAUUUAAAGUCCAGGCGAUAGACCCCUACGGAGGAAUAUCAAAAAGGACGCUGCGUCUGUUGUUUUUCGUUCGGAAAUUUGUUGCACACUAUCUGUCAGUCGUUAAGAACCAGCCAAUGCACGUGCUGGAAGGAAACUCGUGUGUGCUUUCAGAAAAAAUUCUUGAAGUAGCGUGCCCCGGCACUAACUGUAAUGCAGCGGUUUUUUCUGUCAUUGAAGAACCCAAACACGGGGGAAUAUUUGAAGAUUGGAAAAAAGUCAACAGGUUUACUUUUGAUGAUCUAACAUCUGGGAGAAUCAACUACAAACACGACAACAGUGAAAAUCUCAUUGACAACAUCAUCAUUUCGGUGACACAUCGAAGUCAGUUGGCAUUCGCAACCAUAAACGUGGUUGUAGAGCCUAUCGAUGAUUCACCUCCUUUUCUAAGUGUACAUAAAGAUAUACUAGCAAAGAGUGGGCGGUUUUCGAAGAUAGAGUCUGCUGUACUACAAGCAUCCGACCCGGAUAGUGACGUAACAAUGAUUGUGUUUAAGUUGACUGCAAAACCGAGGAAAGGUAAUAUUGUAAAGAGAAGUGAUGGUGGUAGUUUCGUUUUAGUCGACGAAUUCAAGGAGACUGACAUUGAGAAUGGGAGAAUUUAUUACGAAUCUGUUUUGAAGGAGCCUUCAAAAGAUGAAUUCGCAUUUGUUUUAUCUGAUGGUGGAACCAUACCAAAUCUGUCUAAAGAAUACAUCGCAAGGAUUACAUUAUUAGCUGCUGAUAUCAUGCCGCCGUACAAACGACACGCAGGAGACUGCCUCGUACACAUGAAUGAGACUGAGGCAUCUAUAUCAUUGAAUUUCAUAGAUUACGUCGACGACCAUUCCCCAUCUUCAGAUAUCGUUAUCCAAAUACAACAAGGAAAAAAGGUUGAUAUGAACUACGUCAAAAGUGAAGACAUAGUCAGUUUAGUUGGAUACAAAAAAGUUCCCGUCGCAAAUUUCACGCAGCAGCAACUGUUUCAUAACAAAGUUUUGCUUUUGAAUAGGGACAGCGAAGUUGGGAAACACUCUAAAAGUUUGCAGAUUGGCUUUGUGGUAUCAGACAGAGACAACAAUACAACACCACUGCAAAGUUGCACAAUUGUUAUUCUGCCUAUUGACAAUAAAGCACCGUUAAUAUUUAUAAAUGACACGUUCAGUGUACUGGAAGGUGGUGCGGUGUGUAUCAAUUGGCCAAAAGUUGCAUUGUCCGACGUAGACACUACAAUAGAAUCUCUUAGUAUAGCACUGAGCUCUAAGCCAAAGCAUGGCGUUAUGGUUUACAAAGGCAGGAAUAUCAGCGAAGAUGUAAGCAUACGGUAUGUAGAGCUUAAACAGAAUUGCCUGUGGUACUAUCACAGUGGUAGCGAAACACUUCAAGAUGUUUUCUCCAUCGUGGCAUCAGAUGGCAUAAACACCAGAAAUGGUGACGUCACCAUAAGCAUUACUCCUGUAAAUGAUGAGCGACCAGAAUUUGUUAGGGAGUUUGCUUCGAUUAAGGUGAUGGAAAAUUCUUCUGUUGUUAUCGACACCGAGUUACUGGCAGCCGUUGAUAAGGAUUCGGACAGCUCGAUUUUCAAAUACUACGUCAUCAGCAAACCGACAAAGGGCCAUCUGGAUGUAAUUGGGGCAAAAGUAAUGAAUUUCUCCCAAACACAAUUAAGCAACGAUCUCUUAAUCUACAUUCAUAAUAAGGAAGAAAUCGGUCCCUAUUUACAGCAUGAUAAUUUCACGAUCAUGGUUUGUGAUGAUAUACGAGCAUUAAAGGACUGUUACUCUUUCAUAAUUAUCAAGGUAGAAAUCGUACCCGUCAACUCUAUUCCCCCUAUACUCUAUCCAAAAGGAAAAAUAAUAGUUGAAGAAGGCAAAUCGUCGUUUAUCGACGAUAAAAUCAUUAUGUGUGGAGAUAAAGACACAGUCAAAGAUGAGAUUAGCGUCAGAGUUAUUUCUUUCCCGAAGAUUGGGUUCCUUGAAAAUACUUCGCCUUCAGAAGGGUCAGAAAAAAGCAAUGCAGGAAAGAGGAUAUCAGAAUUCAAGUGUUCAGAUUUAAGAAAACAAAGCAUUUUUUACGUUCAAAGUAAUCAUACAGGUUUUGAGCCCAAAUCAGAUAUGAUACAGUUGGUUGCAUUUGAUGGGCGAUUUAACUCUACUCUAAUCGAACUGCAUGUGGAUAUAAAACCUGUAAAUGACGAGAAACCCAUUGUAAAGCAGAUAAAAAUUGCCAAGGUUCAAGAAGGUGGAUGGAAGCUUAUAGACAAGAGGUAUGUGUCAAUCAAAGACAAAGACAUACCAAAGGACAUUUUGAAAUACUACGUGAUAAAGCAACCCGAACAUGGCCAGAUUUUUUACAAAUGUAAUGGUGCCGGUUCUCCAAGGUUGCAGAAAUUAAAUCAUUUACAAAUUUUGGAUUACAAAAAGUGUGCUUUGAUCUAUAUUCACGACGACUCCGAGAAUCUUGCUGAUGCAUUCUAUAUAGAAGCUACUGACGGGAAAAUGACUUCACAAUCGAGAGUGGAUAUUGAGGUGAUCCCGGUAAACGAUCAAUGGCCAAAAAUUUUGAAUAACAUUGUCAUGACUGUUCGUUUUGGGGGAAUAAAGAACAUAACGAGUAGCUAUUUGAUAGCCCAAGACUUAGACACCCGGGACCAGUUCCUAUCGUAUCGGAUAACGAAGUUGCCAAAGUAUGGGAGUUUUAGGCUCAACGUACAAGGAAACCCAGUCAAAUUGGCAGUGAACGACACAUUUACACAGGAUGACGUAAACACUAGGCGCAUAAGUUACAUCAAUCACAUUAUGCCAGUACAAGGCCUAACAGAUACAUUCAAGUUUUCUCUAAGCGACGGAGUGCACGUGAUCAAGAAUCAAACAUUCACUAUGAGGAUACGUCUGAGUUGUCGCAAGAAGUUUAAAGUAAAGACAAGAAACGUGACUGUUGAUGGACCAAGGAUCUUCAUCUCGUCAUCGAAUAUAAAAGUGGAAAGGAAGCGAAAGAAAGCAAGCAAUGACCAGAUAGUGCUUCACAUCGUCAAGCAACCGUUACAUGGAGUACUGGCUUUGACUUCAAACUCAAAAGAUGUAAUGGCGACGGCUAUUUCUCUGUCAGAUUUGGUAGAAAAGCGUCUCACUUACAGACCGUAUGAAUAUCCACUGUCAAAGAAUGAUUCAUUCAAGUUCUUUGCAACUGACGGUAAAUGUAUGCAAAGGGGACGCCUGCAUUUCAUAGCAAAAAGCCUUAAUGCGACUGUGAAGACUAUGAAAAAAAUUUCAACAUUGCAUGUUACUGAGAGAGGCCAAACAAUGAUAACCCCCCUUGAAAUAAGAGCAUUGGACACAUUUAACCCUAAGAAAGUGGUAUAUACUAUUAGAAAGUUGCCCAAAAAUGGGGUGAUCGUAAGGGAUGGGCAAGAAAUAAACAAUUUCACUCAAACAGAAGUCAACGAGCUUCGUAUAGCAUAUAGAUUGUUGAAAGAUAAGGCCAACGUAGAUCAGGCUUUUAUUGAAGUUUUUGUCAAAGAUUACUAUGGUUUAGGCCUAAGCACGAAACAAGAAGCGUUUCCUUUUACAAUCAAUAUCAAAAUCCCCAGCAUAAGCAAUGUUCAUGUAAUCACAAAUCAAGGUGUGACGUCACUAGAAAGCAUGAGAAGACACGGCAAAGGUGCUGUCAUUACAAACAGAAACUUACUGUCUUAUAACUGUUCAUCAAAACUUGACCCGAGCCUCAGAUACACUGUCAUCGAGCCUCCUGUUCAUGGCGAAUUGAUCUUUAAAGACUCACGCCAUCAGGCUACAAAUUUUACUCAAGAAGACAUAAAUAAAGAACGGAUUGUCUAUAUGCUAACAGACUAUUCGCACAAAGAGUUCUCUGAUUCGUUGCUUCUCGAUAUAGAAGCCAAAGACUGCCACAAACAAACAGACGUGAAAUUUAACAUCAACUGGUCGAUAGUAAGCUUAUCUGAUGACGUCACGGUUGACUGCAGGAAUGGCCAGACUGAAAUAUUUGUGAAUCUGACAAGGCUUGGGUACUUGAGUCAAGGCUCAGUUGUAGAGCUCUAUGUAAAGUCGUUAACAGACUCAAGCCAGUCAUUGCCUCCUACAAGGAUUUGGUUUUAUCCAGGCGAGAGAACCAAGAGCUGGAAGAUAGCGGAUGAAGCGUUGGAAUAUGAGACUGUUGAAGUUAAUAUUGACAAGGAGUUUAAUACACUGCUUGGAAGAAACAAGGUUCAAUUUGAGAUAUCGAAUUUACAAGACGCUUGUUUAACCAUGAAGAAGACGGAUGAGGGAGACUCGACGAAAGUAAAAGCAACAACUUCGGUGAAACCUGGUAAAACAACCCCUAAACAGUUCCACGCAUUAAGUUUUGUUAGGACUGCACCCAACAAACACAAGAUGAGAUUCAAGGCUGCACAUGUGGACCUUACUAAACAUACCGAAGCUGGAAUUAAACAUUGUGGAAAAGGUUGGGUCAACUUUGGUACCACCUGUUAUACUUUGAUCAAGCGAAAAAUUAAUUGGAGGAAAGCUACAAAAUUUUGCAAGAAAAGAAAUUCCUCGCUGUACACUCCUGUUUCGACUGCGGAAGAACAAACAGUCAGACACUUAAGUGGGAGGAGUCCAAUUUGGAUUGGUAUUCGAAUCAACAAGAGAGGUCGUUUGAAGUGGAAUAUCCCGGCUUCCUACAGAAGUUUCCUUCAAAGGCUUCUUGUGAUUAAAGCACAAGGUUUUUCAAAGAACACGUGUGUCUAUCUCGAUGCAGAGAGGAACUUGAUUGCUGCAGGUUGCAAGCAAAAACUUGCAUUUGCCAUUUGUAAAAAGUCAAUUUAAGUACAGACACUGGUUACUUUAAAUAGGGGUUAAAGGGUCAUAAGCUUGGAAUAUUUUCUAGAGCCUUUAUUUGUCUCAACUUUUGAUGCACCUUCAAAUGAUUGCUCGUUUAAAGAUUUUCCAGCUCAUACAGAAAAAGCCACAUUUUUAAAAACGUGAUAUUUUCUGUUUUGGAGAUUAUUGGGAAAGGAGAAAGCUGUAACAUUCCAAAUUACAAAAGACUUUGGGCAACAGCGCCGCAUUCAGCUUAAAUUUUUUUGAGAACCCCCCUCCUUUGUUGGAUACCCCACGGACGUUGGCUGUCACCGUUUGAAGCUCUUAUUUCAAGAAAAAUCACACUAUUGUUUGAAAAUCAUCCUGAUUCGCAUUUAAGGGCUUUUCCUUCGUCUCAAAAAAGUUGGUUUGGAGGGUUUCUCCUUUGGUUAUUGUCAUUUGGUGGUGUCACAAUUCUUUAAGUACAGUUCUAUAAAUCAAACGCUUUUAAAUAAAGAAAUAUAUUUAUCAUAAUUCGUAUGGAUAAGAACAUUAUAUAUCUACUCAACAUUGACCUUGUUUUCUUUUGUUCAAUUCUUUAUUCUGGAAAAAUUGAUAAAUGUUUCUUAUGUCUCGAACUUUUUCUACGAUUUCUAUAUUCAUCCAACACCAGAUGUCGGAUCAAAGAUUAGCCAACUAAUAAUCCACGAUUGUUUGAUUUCGCGCUUUCGAAUCUUCCAAUAAUUGAAAAGCCCUGUUACGUUGAUAUUCAUAUUAACAGCCCGGUGUGCUCACUCUCAUUGAGCAGUAUAACCGAGGUCCCCGCGAGGAUCUAAAAAAGUCUCAUUUUCUCUGACUUAUAUAAAACUUUUUUAUACCCUUUUCACUGAGAUUUAAAUGUUUACAAAAAAACCAAAGUGAACAGGAGCACCUGCUCUGCUAUGAUUCUGUCACAUUAU
Messenger RNA from Rhopilema esculentum, 7281 nucleotides. Its product is annotated as extracellular matrix protein 3. NCBI's taxonomy places the organism in Eukaryota, Metazoa, Cnidaria, Scyphozoa, Rhizostomeae, Rhizostomatidae. Gene Ontology annotation, biological process: anatomical structure morphogenesis. The record is from RefSeq and is a predicted model, not a curated record.